Molecule: messenger RNA, 5284 nt
Organism: Parnassius mnemosyne (clouded apollo)
Lineage: Eukaryota; Metazoa; Arthropoda; Insecta; Lepidoptera; Papilionidae
Source: the annotation of a GenBank genome assembly
AUAUAUAAUGUACUCUGUGCAAACUACCCAAGACUAAUUUAUUUAUCAGUUUACUGUUUAUCUAUGAUAAUUUGUGAUUCGUGAAUAUGUAACAUGUAAUGAAAAUUUUCUUUCUCCACUAAUUUUAUAAGAAAAAUAAAGUAGAGGUAUCAGUGAAAUAAAACGUAUCCAUGCUUUUGUAUGGCUUGGUAAGAGUGUAAAUAAUAAAAAUGGAGGCCGCGGGUCGACAAGAAAGUGAUUACAGUCAGGUAAUUGAGACUCUUAUUGAAUGAAACCUUUGGAGAAGUGGUAAGCGAAGAUGUGGUACACGCAGUUGUCGAAAAUUGUGGUGGUAAUUUGAAUGAAUCUGCCAACGCAAUUAUGAGUUUGACACAUGAUAGCAUGUCUUAUCAAGAUACACAAAACAUAAUAGCAAUAUUAGCAAAUUUGAAUAUGGAUGGUAAUAGUAUGAAGGAUAUGGGAGAAAUUUCGGAAAAGAAAUGUUAUAAUGAAACUAUAAAUAAAUAUGAGGUUGCUGAUAAACAGAACAGAAUUAAGAAAACAUCAAAUUUAACGACUGAAGCUGAUGUUCAACCUUCAAUAAGUUAUGCCAGAGCAUCACACGGUGAGGCUCUACAAACAGAAAAACGUAAACAAAUAAUGCCUGCCCCAAAUGCCGGUUUCAAUAUUUGGACCAAUCAAUUAAGGGAAAUCUUAUCACAUCAUAAUAAAGGUUCACGAUUAUUGAUUAUUAUGAGAGGUGCUCCUGGGAGCGGUAAAUCGUUUUUAGCAAAACAAAUUAUAGAAAUGACUGUUGGAGCUACUUUCUGUGAUUACACGAAACAUAUUCUUAGCACUGACGACUACUUUAUGGUAAGAGGUGUUUACCAAUUCGAAAAAUCAAAGCUUUCAUAUGCUCAUAUAUGGAAUCAGUCUAGAGCAAAGAUAGCGAUGAUGCGGGGUAUAAGUCCCGUUAUUAUUGACAAUACUAACAUUAAAGUGUGGGAAAUGGAGCCGUAUGUAAGAAAUGCAGUUAGAAAUGGAUAUUUGAUAGAAGUUGUAGAACCAAACACUCCAUGGGCAAAGAAAGCAAAUCAAUUGUCACGGAAGAAUAUUCAUGCAGUUCCUUUCCACUCAAUUAAAAGAAUGCUUGAUAAUUUUCAAAAUGGUGUUACAGGUGAAUAUUUGAGAAAUUAUUAUAGAUUGUCUUAUCCCGAAAAUAUGGUUCCUCCCGUUUUAAGAAAUUUUCCUCCAAUGCCAGUAGAAAUACCUGUUCGAACAACUGUUGCUAACAGUAAUCACAAUCCAGUAACAGAAUGCAGUAAUGAGUUAAUAACACUAGAAAGCUUACCUGUUCAAACUCAAGAUGUAAAAAGUAAUGUGUCUUCACGUAUAGAAUCUGAGGAAUUAAGUCAAGACAAUACAAAUCAAUCAAUUAACUCACAAAUUGUACAAAAUGAAAAUGAGGACAAUGGAAACUCAUUGCCGAUUCAUUAUGCAUAGUAUAUAGAAGAAAAGUUAGAAGAAUAUGCUAAAGUCGAAAAUGAAUGGGAAAACGGUGAAAACUGGGAAGAGGAAACAGAGAAAACUCAAAAUAAUACCAAAAUUGAUGAUUUAAAGAAACUGAAUGAAAUUUCGAAACCUAAAAGAAAGCCUAAAGACUCCGUAGAGUCAAAAUCCAUACAAAACUCGCUACCCGAAUGUCAGGAUUGGACAAAAAUCUCUAUGUUUAUGCCACCUUGGGAAAGUGAAGUUGUAAAAUCAAAUGUUGUCAACCCUGAAAUUUCAGUUGAAAAAGUUUGUAGCAGCACUUGUAUGGAAAUUGGCGAUACAGAUAUUAACAAUUCAAGCAAACCUCAUAAAAUUAUAAUGGCAAUACCCAGAGACAUAAAUUUGUAUUACUUGCCACUUGAGAAAGUGAAAAUCCCAGAUAAAGUGAUGUUAGAUAAAAGUAGUAUGACAAAUGACCGGGCAAUAAUAGAAGGUUAUAGAUGUCAAAAUGAAGAGAAGCAUUUUAAAGCUUUUAGAAAAUUAUUUAAAAAUAUUAGUAGAUGCGAUUUAAGAGAUAUAUUUGAUCGCUGUUGUGGAGAUGUAAAUUGGGCGGUCGAUAUUGUACUUGAUGGUGUUGCAAAUAAACAGUUACUAAUUCAAGAUGAAGAAGAUUCUUCAGAUAUUGAGGAAGAAAUUUCUGGACAGUGUGAAUGUGUGGCAGCAUAUAAUGUAAUACCAGAUGUCAUAUCAGCAUCUAGUACUAAAGAAGAUCAUACCUCAGAAGGUGUAGUAGAUAAUGUAACAUCUACACCUAGGAAAGUAAAAAAAGAAGUAGUCUUCACUGAAAGUUCUAUUCAGUUAAAACGUCAAAUAGAGAAAAAUGUGGUUAUUGCUGAUAAUCAUUAUUCAGAACAUUGCUUAAAGAUUAGAAAAUUACGCCGUGGAGAAUCCUCCCAAGCAGAAGUCAACAUUUGCGAAAAUGUAGAAAGUUCAGAUAAUACUCAGAAUUUCGAGAAAGUCUUCCCUAGUACUUCUAAAGACAUAAGUGAAGAUAAUUAUUUGGACACGGAAACCACUGAAAACGAUAAUUUGAACACUGAUAGUGAUGAUGAUGAUGAAACUGGUUUUGAUUAUAUGGAGAAAACUGUUAAUAUUGAAUUAGGCAGUCAUUUCGUAACUCAACUUGACGAAUUCUUUGGUAGGCGAGACAUGGUAUAUCCUGAAAAUAUUAUACCAACAAUAAAUAUUCCUCUAUCCCUCCUAAAUGAAAUUAAUGCUCUUUCGAUGGAAUCUUUGAUGGACCAAUUGGAUAAGGCUACUAAACAGACGCAGUUAAUGGUACUUCAAGAUGAGGAAUUUGCAAGACAAUUAGCGCUUAAAGAGGAAGAAUUGGCUUUAGCAGGAAAAGAACCAGAAGUGCCUGAUUUUAAGGAGAUAAUGGAUCUAGAUUUUGCACUUUCUUUGUAUAAAAAGGAUGUUGAAGAGUGGCGAAAUAAUGAGCCUAAUGAUUUGGCUGCAAAACUUACACGGGAAAAAUUAUACAAUUUAUUCCCUGAUAUUUCUCCAAAUAUUUUGUCCGAGCUUCUUAUGGCCUAUGAUAAUAAUUUCCAGGCAACUGUAGAGGCGCUCUUAAUGUCGACAGGCCAAACAUCAGUCCUGGAAACGGAAAAUGGUAUUAAUAAAUUUGUCAUGAAGAAAGAAAUGGAACGUCAAGAGAAAUUACUUGACGAACAGAGAAAAGCCCUUUCUGAAGUUGAAUGGCCAUUUUUACCGCGUGUGUGUAAAGUAGACAUGUCCAUAGUCGAAAAACUCCGCGAUGAAGCUGACAAGCAUCUCGCUAGAAGAAACCUGAGUUAUCAAAAAGCCCAGGAAUAUAUUCAUCGCGGGAUGACUGAGGCAGCAGCCUACUAUUCGGAGUUCGCUGCUCUACACAAGCAGAAAUAUGAACAGGCCAAUAGCUUAGCUGCCGCUUCUCUUAUACAGCUUUAGCGAAAGGAAUCCUGGCCUGCUUGCAGCUAGAGUGAGUGCUGAUGAUAAAUUAACUCACCAAAUCGGCUAGUAUCAAAAUCACCCCAGUAGGGGGAGCUACCACGUGCAGUGGUUGCCAAAUGGACAUUAUUAUUACACUUAUGGGUACUACUACAGCUACUGUCAAUACAUACCAAAUUGUUACGUACCAAAUUGUUACGUACCAAAUUGUUACGUACCAAAUUGUUACGUACCAAAUUGUUACGUGCAUUAUUUUUAUUAUUAUCAUUAUUUGUAUUGGCCCCGCUAAAGGCCAUAUGAUGAUGAGAUACUUGCUAUUAUGUAGAGUAUUGAAUAAAAUUUAAAAGAUAAUGAAAGUUGUAAAAAUGAUGUCAAUUUAAUGGUUACACAGCAGUGAUGUGAGUAACAGACUUACACUUACACUGUCAUAGCUCCUAAACUAUCUAACUCAGAGUUAAGAUUUAAAUGUGCAUUUAUAGCAAAUAUCCUGUAUUAUAAUAAAAACAAGUAAAAAAAAUUGGUUAACAUGAUGGUUUUUUUUUUAAAGCUAAGAAUCUGAAAAACAACAUCAAUUUGUUGUCUAAUUUAUUUUUUCAAAAAUGUUUUUUAUUAAUACUGAAAAAUUAAAAAAUAAUAUUUUGAAUCUAGAUUUAUUGUCUACACUAUUAACUAACAUUUGAGACCAAUUUUGUUUUUGAAAGUCUUCUACUUGGGUAGAUAUUGUUAAAUUAAUACAAGCAUCUAUGCUUCGCCAACAAUUUUUUUUAAAGUGCUGCCAUUUUUUUUAUUGAUGGCGAAAAAAAAUCAUUGAUCCCUGAUUUGUCGAUAAAAUUAAUUGUAUUUUAACCCCUUAAAGUAUCGGACAUCGGAAACCGGACACAUUGUAUAUUUAUUAAGACAUUUUACGUUUUUUAAAAAUUGGCACAAGAAAAAAAAAUUAAAUUAAAAAGCGAGGUGAUAUUUUGGCGAAUUUAUGCGUGGACGCGCACCAUUUUGUAGCUUGUUUUUUUUUUACUAGGAAUGGUUAAUGAGACUUGGUCUAUGGAAUAUAUUGUAGGGAUUAUUUGUGAGACUGACAAUAAAAGCGUUUUGCAAACUAUAAAGAGAAAGAUAUUUACAUGUACAUGCGUCAUAUAAAUUUUAUAAACAUAAAAUCUUAGGUUUUCCAUGCAACCUUUGUAGAAAUAUUUUGUGUUGAGUACUAUAUAUAGUUAUAUUUUUAAUUACUGUUUCAUACUUCACAUCAUGUUACCUGUUGACGAUUUCUUUUAGAAUAUGGAAUGAAUAGGUUAUUGCCGGGAUUUUUUAUUUUACUGGUAUUUUUUGCUCAAUGUGUAUUUUUAGUGUUUAAUACUACAGUGAUUUAAGUAAAAUAACAGAUUAUGUAAAUUUGACAUAUUUGGUAGAUUAUUUUAACUUUUCUAAAAUUACUUUCGUUUUCAGUAAUGAUUAACCAUUUAGAAGAUUCCAAUAAGCACCACCAGAUUUUUAUUACCUCCUAUCUAUUGUUUAAAUUUCGUAGGUGUUGUUUAAAUUUUAGAUCAUAAGUGUUUUAUCCGUGAUGUUAACAGGGUUUCAUUUGUUUUAAACAUAUAUCAUAGCGUUAUAGUACGUAUUUCAUUGUUUCUUUAAUUUUGUUUGAGAUUAAUUAUGAACAAUUCAUGUUUUUUAUGUUUAAGAUAAAUGUUUCCCAUAAAUAUGUUUGUAUUACAACAGCUGUAUAACAGCGCACAAAACCAAAAUAUUCUUACAUAAUUUUGCAAAUAAAAUGUUGUUUUACACAUAUUUAAAUUAUGAUAUAAAUUAAAUAAUAAUUAAUUUUAGU